This is a messenger RNA of [Torrubiella] hemipterigena, 1347 nucleotides long. The record is from the annotation of a GenBank genome assembly. Lineage: Eukaryota; Fungi; Ascomycota; Sordariomycetes; Hypocreales; Clavicipitaceae.
AUGCCCGUCGAGAACCAGCAGCCCAUCAGUGAGCCCGCCGCUGCUAUGCCCGAGGCCGCCGCCCGUACUAGCACUGAGCAGCCUCCUUCUAUCGAAACAUUGCUGGCAGCGAUUCGAUGGGUGGGAUCACUGUUUCUCCCAGAGGCAGCAGCCAUUAGGCGGGAGCUCUACGACACGGUUUAUCAAAGAAUAUACGCCGCAGAUACUACCUCGGAUGGCUACCUCGUUCAGGCAAUGCUACUCCUCAUUGUGGCGUUGGACGGUGGCUGUGAACAAGACAAAGCACGACAACUACUCGGAGACGUGGAAACCAUUGCGAUACAAAUAGGACUACACACGAAAAACUUUUCCAUUGUAAAUGGCCGCGGAAUUCCGAUUCUGGAGGAAAGUUGGCGGCGGACGUGGUGGGAUCUGUUUAUCGUUGACGGCAUGAUUGCAGGCGUCCACCGCGUCACCAACUUCUUACUCUUCGAUAUUCCCACAGACGUUCCUUUGCCAUGCGAGGAGCAUCAAUAUCUCUCAGGAAACAUCCCACCACCAAUGACACUCGAAGAGCUUGAAACGCGCGACUUUAGUGGCGAAGACCGGGAAUUUUCAUCCUUUGCAUACCGAAUUCUUUCUGGAAGAACACUAGGAAAGUUUAUGCGCACGCCACCAUUCUACGGACCCGAAGACGAAAACGUAGCGCGUAUCGAGGCGCUGCUCACCAACUGGCGACUACACCUCCCACAAAACAAGCGCGACGCUUUGCAACACAACGGCCAACUAGACGAGAUGAUGUUCCAAGCUCAUAUGAUGAACCAUGCCACAUCGAUUCUCCUCCACCAGCAAUUUUCACAGAUCGAUUCGUCGUCGACACAAUCAAUCAAUUCUUGCGCCCCGUAUCAGAUGGUGCCCGCUGGGGGUGGCGACCUCUUUAACGCACACACCAAGCACACCAUUGCUGCAGCCUCGGAAAUUAGCAAACUUAUAACGCACAGGGUCCCUUUGCUCUCACAUACGCACUUUUUCACAUGCGUGGUGACGCUGUCAUCGAUUGUACACCUGUCGAGGUGGUCGCUCUUCUGGAUGGCCCAUGACGACACCGAUCUUCGAGAACAAAUACGACUCAACGUCGGCGCCCUAAGUCACUUAUCUUCGGUCUGGAGAGCAGCUUCAAACGCAUGCGGACAAGUACGAUCUGUUGCCCAAGAAAUUUACCGCGUCAAGAAGCAGCAGCAGAGCAACUCGGAGUAUUGGCUCGGAUUCACACCAGACGCCAUGAUUAACAGCAUCGCGGUAGACGACUCCAUUAUUGGCGACAUUGAACGAAUAAGCGGCCAAAACAAUACCAAUGCGCCCCAAUAA